UUAUGUACACACAUGUGAUUGUAAACCGGAUGUGCAAUAGUCGAGCUACGCAUGCUCACACGACGGUUCGGGGCUUACUUCCUUUUCCGCUAAAGCUUGCAAAAUGGCAAAGCGCACGAAGAAGGUCGGAAUCGUAGGAAAAUACGGAACCCGUUAUGGCGCUUCUUUGCGUAAAACCGUGAAAAAGAUGGAAAUCACUCAGCACAGUAAAUACACAUGCGGAUUCUGUGGCAAGGACUCCAUGAAAAGGCAAGCAGUAGGUAUCUGGGCUUGCACAAAGUGUCGCAAAGUUGUUGCUGGUGGAGCCUGGGUUUACAGCACUACAGCAGCAGCCACUGUGAGGAGUGCAGUUCGACGUCUUCGUGAUAUGAAAGAGUCUUAAAAUCUAAUAAACAAAUUGACCUGC
This is a messenger RNA of Pomacea canaliculata, 406 nucleotides long. Its product is annotated as 60S ribosomal protein L37a. Gene Ontology annotation, biological process: translation. The transcript has 4 exons. Lineage: Eukaryota; Metazoa; Mollusca; Gastropoda; Architaenioglossa; Ampullariidae. Bases 104 to 382 code for a protein of 92 amino acids. Gene Ontology annotation, molecular function: structural constituent of ribosome. The record is from RefSeq and is a predicted model, not a curated record. Gene Ontology annotation, cellular component: ribosome.